AUGGUUUUACUAACUUUUUUGUUGUGUCUUUUCUUUUCCGUCAUCGCCCCUGCUCUGCAGCUGGAGCGGGUGUACAAGCGCAGCGAGCUGGGCCCGGCGCUGAGGACCGUCUCGGUGCGAGGCUUCAGCCUCCGCAGCUCCACCCUGGUCGUCUUCUUCCGGCUGCAGCUCGACCGGAGGAGGACCACGACGAUCGAGGUGGAGGAAGUGGCGCGCGGCAUCCUGGUGCAGGAGGCCACUGCCCUCAAGCCCAUCGCCUUCACCGACAUGCAGAUGGACGCCGAGCAGAUCGUCAUCAAGCGCCACGAGGACCACGACGAGGAGGUGGACGUCGAGCGCAGGAAUGUGACCGAGGCGACACAGCAGGGCCUGCAGACGUCGCCCGCGCGGCCUUCGCCGCCGCCCAGCCCGUCGACGGCCACCCUGUCCACCGUGACCACCCGUCCGCUCGUGCUGUCCACCUCGCACAGGGGGCAGCAGCGGCCCGGCCGCCCCACGACAACCACGACGACGACGACGACGACCACCACGUCGACGACCUCCACGACAGCUGCACCCGUGCCGACGUCGUCCUGGGAGGACGUGACUCUCACGUUCACCGGCAUCGGCCAGCCGGUUACUGAAGUCGCGAGUCGGAACCGCGUUGGCGUACACGUGGAGGCUAUAGAGGACCCCACCACCUUCCCACCCACCACCUCGACGGAGCCGGUGCGACGAACAACGUCGCGGCUCAGGACGCCGCCGCAGACCGUAGCGCCGCCGCAUCCGACCGGCGUGGUGGAGCCCAUCGCCAAGGAGGACGUCGUCGUGGACCCCUGGAACGCGCCGUAUGGCGGCGCCGCGUCUCGCCGACCGCAGCCGGUGUCGCCCCCGCUCGCGGCACCCAGCAGCCCCGAGGACGAUGUCGACGACGACUCCCUGUCCUCCUGGAGGCCUGUUCGGCCCACGCACCAGCAGUACCACCUUGCCACAGCGGCCGCGGUGCCCAUUCUGCUGCCGACCGGCGGCGAGGACAUCGAGGAGGAUGUCGGGGCGGCCGUCGGCGUGGCCGAGGUGGUGGCCAUCCCGUCGUCGGCGCUCGAGGGCUCCGUGAACGUGACCCCUGGGGGCGGCUCCCUACCGGUGAUCCUGGAGGACACCCUGGCCGACACCCUGGCGGACGCACCGGCCUCGGACACGGCCGCAAUGCCACCGCCGGCCUCCUUCCUGGACCGCCUGAGCCUCAGCCCGUCCGAGGCGUUCCGCCAGGACCUGCUCCUGGAGCGCGACGGCUCCCGGACGCCCGUCAGCUCGUACGCUGGGGACACCGGCGUGCCAGUGGUGGCCGCCGUGACCAGCCACGUGUCGACCCACGUGCAGAGCGCGCCCAGCCCGGGGCCGCAGCGCCCGGGGGACACCAUCUCCAAGAUCUCCCUCAUCGUGUCCGGCGAGGAGGACGAGGACGAUCCCGAGACCAGCAUCCUGCAGACGGGCAGCGGUUCCAUCGUAAUCAAGGACGAGAACCGUGGUUCGAUCUUCACGACCUCGUCCUCCACUACGUCCACCUCCACGACCUCUACGACCUCCACGACUUCUACGACUUCCACGACAACCAGCACCACGCCGGCGCCUCCAGCCGCGGCCGACACGUCGACGGCCAGGCUGGAGGUGGGCAAGGCGGAGAUGCGGAACAGCAACAUCCGCAUGCCGGGGCUGUUCGCCCUGCCCGACUUCCCCCUGCUGCAGCAGUUCCCCAACCUCCUGUCCAUCAGGAAGACCGCGGAUCCGAGCGUCGAGCCUCUGUCCACGAUGUCGCCGGCGCCGGCGCCCCCUCAGUUACCGUCAAGCACAACAACGUCUACGACGACAACGACGGCGCAGCCCGCGCCACAAUCGUCGGAGGAGUCGGUGACGAUCGUGACCCUGCUGCCCGUGAGGUCCAACUCAGGGCUGAGGAGGCCACUCCGUCGGAAACCGCAGCUCCGCCCCAACUCACAGCAGCCGCAGGCCCCCAUCGCGCCUACCUUGGCGCCGUCGACGAACACCCCCGGACCGUCACCAACACCACCACCACCGCCGCCGCCGCCCCUAUCCAGCCAGCCGCCGCCACCACCACCGGUAAUGGAGACGGCCCCCACCCUCAGCGAGGUGCCUCCCCCGCCACCUCCCCCGCUCGCCGCUAACGCCUCCCGAAAGCAGGACGAGAACAGCGCAAAGAUCCUUUCCAGCAUCAAGCUGGUCCUCGAGUCGAGGCAGAGCCAUUACGCCAACGGCACCGCCAGCAACGGCAGCCGGCCCGCCCUGGCCGCCGCGGCGCACGUGGACAGGAUAACGCACUUCAUCAUCCCGCCGGAGGGUCCUGGACAAACUCAGCGCGUCAACGUGGCCACCAUCGAGAGGGUGACGACGGAGGCCACGCCGCCCACGACCAGCGAGCGCGCGGUCGUCAAGGAGGCCGUCAAGCAGAAGCAGUCCGCGCCGACCGCCGCCAGCCGCACGCCACCGCACCGCGGGGUGCCCAAGGGUGUGCCGAAGGGCAACAAGACGUCCACGCAGACCCGGCUGCACGCGCAGCAGGCGCAGCAGGCGCGGCCGGCCGCGGGGGCCGCGGGCCUCAAGCGCGCGCAGCAGAAGCAGCCCGCGCAGCAGCAGGCGCAGCGAGUGCCGCGGCCGCAGCAGACGAGCAGUCGCCUCAAGGAGACCGUGGUGCGCACCAACGUGCACGUCGGCCAGGGUGGCCAGGGCGGCCGGAGGGCCGGCGCCGUCGCACAGGUCGUGCGGCCGCCAGCCACAGCCGCGCCGCGCCCCGACCACGUCGCCAUGGAGAGGGUAGUGACCCUCCCCGCCAAGAAGGACGACGUGGAGCCGGUGCGGGUGGAGGGUGUGGCGGCCAAGGCCACUGCCAACCCCACCUCCGCCCCGGGGCCGUCUCCAGCAACAGAUUUGGCUACCAAGAGCACGGCGGCGCCUAGCCCCAGCACCACUCGGCAGGCCAGGAUGGCCCCCGUGCAAGAAGUGGAGGGGGCUUAUCCUAAGCCCGCGCUCUCAGAGGUGGACCUGACCUUACCGUACGCUGACGUGCACGACGGACUGGCUGACGGUCUAGAGAGCGUGAAUCGAUCUCGCAGAACGACAAGGACAGCCCUCGAUGAGGCCCCCAGGACGUCAUCCCCCGCGAGCCAAGACCCCGGCAGUGUAAGUGCCUAGGCCCUGCCGUAGUUAAUUAGUGACGCCCAGCGGGCCCAUAGCCAUCACCAGCCCCAAGUCAUUACCACUUAGUCAAUUCUUAUUUAUUUUUGUACAUUUAUAAAUCGAUAGUCCGCUGGCUUAGCGGGGUGUAAAUUUGUGUACAGUUUAUUCGAGCAGUGCUUUGUGGGCCAUUGAAAGAGCAGUAGAUUCCUGUCCCCACCCCAUCUUUUUCGAUACGACGGCACCUUGCCAGUUGGUACAAUGGAUGACGUACUUGCUUGCAGCUGCCGGGGGGCGGGGCUGGCGGGGAUGACGGGGGCGGUGCGCCCCUGGGGGCGGGGCCGGCGGGGCACGGGGACGAGGUGCGCGAUCAGAAGGCGGUAGUCACACCCAAGUCCACCGCUGUGUCGUCCGCCUCCCCGCCAAAGACCGCGAGCGCGGCGACCACAUCUUCACCCCCAAGAGGAACGACGGCUUGGAGUGCGGGCGACAAGCUGACCGGCGACAAGCCGACCGCCUCCACCAACGCCACGACUGACGUGAAGACUGCUUUCACCAAGCCGACCGCACCCAGCAAGCCAGUACUCACCGUCAAAACUAACACCAACUCCACCAGAUUGACUUCAAACGGGACCAAGCCACCAAGACCCGCUACUGGCACGUCGACGCCUUCGAACAAGCCCGCGCUCAACUCGACGAGAACCUCUGCAGCGAACGUUCCGCUCUCCACCGUGAAGCCUCUGGUGAAACCUCAGGUGAAACCUCUGGUGAAGCCUCAGGUGAAGCCUCAGGUGAAGCCUCAGUUGAAGCCUCCCGGUAACUCGACCCGACCCGCGCCGACUGCCACCAAACCAGCACUGAAACUGGCCGCCAACAUGACGGCCGCCGCGUCAAGGCCUGCCCCGGCCAGACCCGCCUCCUCUCCGACGAAACAGACCAGACCGACCACCUCGCUGACGACACCCUCCCCCAGUUCCAUAAAGCGACCCCCUUCCAAUUCCACGAGGCCCGCGAUCUCUCAAACCAAAGACGCGGUCGUCGCCACCAAAACUCCCGUGAAGACAUCCUCCGUUAAACCCGCGGCAACCUCGGGAAGGCCGCCCUCCAGGCCGACGAAGCCGACCGCCAGCCCACCCAAGGGCACCCCUCCCAGACCCUCCACCGCCACCACGACGACAGCCGCACCCUCUAUCGCCCCCUCCCCCUCCGCCGUGCGCCCCACCCCCUCCGCCGCGGGGCCCUCCCCUGUGGAGAGGACCGAGGCGCAGCGCAACCGCACGGCACAGCUCGUGGCCGCCAUCCGCGCCGCCGUCGGGCUCCCCGCCAAGUCGGUGUCCUCGUCCUCCACCAAGCUGGCCGCCAACGCGGUGGACCUGACGCUCCCGCACAAGGUGCUGCACAAGGCGCCCAACGCCACGGCCUCGACCACCACCACGUCCACCACCUCGUCCACGUCGCCGUACGGCGGCCUCGCGGAGCUCCUCGACGAGGUCCUCGGUGACGACGCCAACACGACAGAGUGCGGCGUGCGGUGCGGUGACGGCUCGUGCGUGGCCGCGGUGUCCCGCUGCAACCAGCUGCUGGACUGUCCGGACGGCGCGGACGAGCGCGCCUGCUCCUGCGCCGACUACCUCCGCGCCAAGUUCAUGCACCGCAAGCUGUGCGACGGCGUGGUGGACUGCUGGGACUACAGUGACGAGAGCAACUGCGACUGGUGCGAGCCCGGGCGCUACGUUUGCUCCGGCUCGCGAGUGUGCGUAGAGACCAUCAGGCUGUGCGACGGCCGGCGCGACUGCCCCUACGGCGACGACGAGAAGCAGUGCGUGUCCGUGGCGCCCGACACCGCCGCGGCCGACGACUUCGAAUACCAUAA
This is a messenger RNA of Frankliniella occidentalis (western flower thrips), 5041 nucleotides long. RefSeq lists its product as uncharacterized. The coding region runs from base 1 to 3186 and encodes 1061 amino acids. Lineage: Eukaryota; Metazoa; Arthropoda; Insecta; Thysanoptera; Thripidae. The record is from RefSeq and is a predicted model, not a curated record. The transcript has 6 exons.